AUGGUUGGACAAAGAAUAGCAAACUCUUUACUGAAGAGAUCCGCCUUUUCGUCGGCUCUGAACGUGCUGCCCAACGAGGCGACCGCGGGCACAGGAGCCCUGCUGGAGCCUUCUAUCCAGCAGCAGCAACAGCAGCAGUCGGCGGUUAACGAGCAGUUCUCCCACGCCAGACCGUACACCGACGUGCCGGGUCCGAAAGGGUUGCCGAUGAUCGGCAACUCCUGGCGCUUUGCUCCAAUCAUCGGCCAGUAUAAGAUCGAGGAUCUGGACAAGGUAAUGCAGGAUCUGCACCGGCAGUACGGGCGCAUCGCGAAGGUGAACGGUCUGAUCGGUCAUCCGGACCUGCUGUUCGUGUUUGAUGCCGACCUCAUACGGCACACGUUCAAAAAGGAGGAAGUCCAGCCGCACCGACCGGCGAUGCCUUCGCUGCGUAACUACAAGUCUAAGAUGCGGAAGGAUUUCUUCGGUGACAACAUGGGCCUGAUCGGUGUUCACGGCGAAAAAUGGGACGCCUUUCGCGCACAGGUCCAGCAGGUGAUGCUGCAACCUUCGACGGCAAAGAAAUACAUCGCCCCUCUAGACGAGAUCUCCUGCGACUUUAUGGACAGGAUCCAGGAGAUGCGUGACGAAAAUAAUGAACUCCCGGGAGAUUUCCUGCACGAGCUGUACAAGUGGGCACUGGAGUCAAUCGGUCGAGUGGCACUCGACACACGUCUCGGCUGUGUGUCGAAGGAUGGCAACGACGAAUCGAAGCGCAUUAUCAACUCCAUCAACACCUUCUUCUGGACCGUGGCCGAAGUCGAGCUAAGGAUGCCGAUCUGGCGCAUCUACGAGACGACCGCGUACAAAAACUACAUCGGUGCCCUGGACACAUUCCGAGAGUUGUGCAUGCGGCACAUCAACAUCGCCAUGGAAAAGAUGAACAGCAGCACGGAACAGAAGAGCGAAGAGUGUAUCUCACUGGUGGAGCGAAUUCUGCAGAAGACGAACAAUCCAAAGAUUGCGGCCGUGCUAGCGCUCGACUUGAUAAUGGUUGGCGUCGAUACGACGUCUGUGGCGGCGACCUCGACGAUUUAUCAGCUCAGCCAAAACCCGGACAAACAGGAGAUCCUGUUCAACGAAAUCAAGCGCAGUAUGCCCACGCCGGACACGAAGUUUACGAUAUCGAUGCUUGAAACCAUGCCGUAUCUGCGGGCUUGCAUCAAGGAAACAUUGCGCAUGUAUCCGGUGGUGAUUGGAAACGGACGUAGUUUACAGACAGACGCCAUCAUCGGUGGAUAUCACAUUCCGAAGGGGACACACGUUAUAUUCCCGCAUCUGGUCGUCUCGAACCUAGAACAGUAUUUUCCCGAACCAGAGCGAUUCAUCCCGGAGCGGUGGUUGAAGCGAGGCGAGCUAAAGGAACACUCCGGAUGUCCGCACGCUGGUCAGAAAAUCCACCCGUACGUGAGCCUACCUUUUGGAUACGGUCGGCGGACCUGCAUUGGGCGACGCUUUGCUGAGUGCGAGUUGCAGAUCCUGCUCUCGAAGCUUUUCCGACGGUAUCAGGUGGAAUACAAUUACGAGAAGCUCACUUACAAGGUGAACCCAACCUACAUCCCCGAUAAACCGCUAAAGUUCAAGCUCACCGAACGGACCAGCUAGGGAAGCAAAGUGGAGCCAGCUCAGCAGGAGCGUACGGACAAUUAAAACAGCAGGCAGUCGGUCUGAGCUAACCUUAUGUACAUAUACCAGUA
Anopheles nili is the source of this 1736-nucleotide messenger RNA. It is a transcript of the gene Cyp49a1, whose product is annotated as probable cytochrome P450 49a1. Gene Ontology annotation, molecular function: monooxygenase activity; heme binding; oxidoreductase activity, acting on paired donors, with incorporation or reduction of molecular oxygen. NCBI's taxonomy places the organism in Eukaryota, Metazoa, Arthropoda, Insecta, Diptera, Culicidae. The transcript has 10 exons. The record is from RefSeq and is a predicted model, not a curated record. Bases 1 to 1644 code for a protein of 547 amino acids.